This is a messenger RNA of Acomys russatus (golden spiny mouse), 2246 nucleotides long. It is a transcript of the gene Hunk, whose product is annotated as hormonally up-regulated Neu-associated kinase. Gene Ontology annotation, biological process: intracellular signal transduction; protein phosphorylation. Gene Ontology annotation, cellular component: cytoplasm. Gene Ontology annotation, molecular function: ATP binding; protein serine/threonine kinase activity. The transcript is spliced from 11 exons. Bases 16 to 2157 code for a protein of 713 amino acids. The record is from RefSeq and is a predicted model, not a curated record. Lineage: Eukaryota; Metazoa; Chordata; Mammalia; Rodentia; Muridae.
AGCCGAGCGGGCGCGAUGCCGGCGGCAGCGGGGGACGGGCUCCUGGGAGAGCCGGCGGCACCGGGGGGCGACGGAGGCGCGGAGGACGCGGCCAGGCCGGCGGCCUGCGAGGGAAGUUUCCUGCCGGCCUGGGUGAGCGGCGUGUCCCGCGAGCGGCUCCGCGACUUCCAGCACCACAAGCGCGUGGGCAACUACCUCAUCGGCAGCAGGAAGCUGGGCGAGGGCUCCUUCGCCAAGGUGCGCGAGGGGCUGCACGUGCUGACCGGAGAGAAGGUAGCCGUCAAGGUCAUCGAUAAGAAAAGGGCCAAAAAGGACACCUACGUCACCAAAAACCUGCGGCGAGAAGGGCAGAUCCAGCAGAUGAUCCGCCACCCCAACAUCACGCAGCUCCUGGACAUCCUAGAGACAGAGAACAGCUACUACCUGGUCAUGGAGCUGUGCCCCGGCGGCAACCUCAUGCACAAGAUCUAUGAGAAGAAACGUCUUGAUGAGGCGGAGGCCCGCAGAUACAUCCGGCAACUCAUCUCUGCGGUGGAACACCUGCACCGGGCUGGUGUGGUCCACAGAGACUUGAAGAUAGAGAAUCUGCUGCUAGAUGAAGACAAUAAUAUCAAGCUGAUUGACUUUGGUUUGAGCAACUGUGCAGGGAUCCUGGGUUACUCGGACCCAUUCAGCACACAGUGUGGCAGCCCUGCCUAUGCCGCUCCAGAACUGCUUGCUAGGAAGAAAUACGGCCCCAAAAUUGAUGUCUGGUCAAUAGGCGUGAACAUGUAUGCCAUGUUGACGGGGACCCUGCCUUUCACAGUGGAGCCUUUCAGCCUGAGGGCUCUGUACCAGAAGAUGGUGGACAAAGAGAUGAACCCCCUCCCGACCCAGCUCUCCACAGGAGCCAUCAACUUCCUGCGCUCUCUCCUGGAACCAGAUCCCGUGAAGAGGCCGAACAUUCAGCAAGCACUGGCGAAUCGCUGGCUAAAUGAGAAUUACACCGGGAAAGUUCCCUGCAAUGUCACCUACCCCAACAGGAUUUCCCUGGAAGAUCUGAGUCCCAGCGUGGUGCUGCACAUGACUGAAAAGCUGGGCUAUAAGAACAGCGAUGUCAUCAACACGGUGCUCUCCAACCGCGCCUGCCACAUUCUGGCCAUCUACUUCCUGUUAAACAAGAAACUGGAGCGCUAUUUGUCAGGGAAAUCUGACAUCCAAGAUAGCAUCUGCUACAAGACCCAGCUCUACCAGAUAGAGAAGUGCAGAGCCACCAAGGAGCCCUAUGAGGCUUCCCUGGACACCUGGACGAGAGACCUUGAAUUCCAUGCUGUGCAGGAUAAAAAGCCCAAAGAACAAGAAAAAAGAGGUGAUUUUCUUCAUCGUCCAUUUUCCAAGAAGUCAGACAAGAGCCUGCCUUCUCAUAAACAGCCUUCAGCCUCGCUCAUCACACAGAUUCAGAAUACGACAGCCAUGCUCAAAGACCGGAAGGCCUCCAAGUCUGGCUUCCCCGACAAAGAUUCCUUCGGCUGCCGCAAUCUUUUCCGGAAAACCUCCGAUUCCAAUUGUGUGGCCUCUUCUUCCAUGGAGUUCAUCCCUGUCCCGCCUCCCAGGACACCAAGGAUUGUAAAGAAACUUGAGUCACACCAGCCAGGGCCCGGAAGUGCCAGCAUCCUCCCGAAGGAAGAGCCCCUGCUGCUGGAUAUGGUGCGCUCCUUUGAGUCUGUGGAUCGGGAAGACCACGUAGAGCUGCUGUCCCCUUCCCACCACUAUAGGAUCCUGAACUCACCUGUCAGCUUGGCCCGUAGGAAUUCUAGCGAGAGGACUCUCUCCCCGGGGCUGCUGCCUGGAUGCACGUCACCUCUCCAAACUCCACUGCAUUCCACAUUGGUCUCCUUUGCCCAUGAGGAAAAGAACAGCCCCCCGAAAGAGGACGGUGUGUGCUCCCCGCCUCCGGUUCCCAGCAAUGGCCUCACGCAGCCUCUGGGGAGCCCCAACUGUGUGAAAAGCAGGGGAAGGUUCCCUAUGAUGGGCAUUGGACAGAUGCUGAGGAAGCGGCAUCAGAGCCUACAGCCUUCCUCAGAGAGGUCCCUGGAGGCCAGCAUGUCCCCACUGCAGCCCACAGCCCCCUCCAGCCUCUCCUUUGACAUGGCUGAUGGUGUCAAGGGCCAGUGCUAAUCUGGGAUUGGCAAGAUUCUGGGCCUCUGGGGACAGCAAUGGACCAGAGCUCUAAACACACACACACACACACACACACGCACACACAC